UCAUUUUGGGUUCAGUCUGACUCCUUGUCAACACAAACCACCCUUGUAGCUCCUAGACUGAGCCAUAGCCAACAUUUGGGUAUGUGUGGAGUUCUGAAAUGGCAAAAUGUAGGAGUACAGUGCUUUACCCACCAAGUAUGACUCUGUUUUUAUCUCAUCCACCUGUUUUCCCCAGGCAUCUUUCCCAGAACAUUUUGGGGCAGAAAACCUUCAUUUGAACAGCCACACUCACAUCCCCAUCUCUGACUGCCAGCUGCCCUGAGUCUCAAAAGCCAGGGAUGGAUGGGAAGAAUGCUGGUUCUCCACAAAAACAAGUUAUCUUCAGGAAAAGCAGCCGUGACAAAGCUCUGUCAAUCUACCUGGGAAAGCGGGACUACAUUGACAACGUUGGGAACGUGGAACCUGUAGAUGGUGUUGUAUUGGUGGAUCCUGCUCUUACCAAGGGGAAACAAGUGUACGUGUCCCUCACCUGUGCUUUCCGGUACGGCCAGGAGGACAUCGACGUGAUGGGCCUCACCUUCCGACGGGACCUGUUCUUCUCCAGGGUCCAAGUGUUCCCUCCUGCUGACAAGCCAGAGCCUCUUACUCAGUUGCAGGAAUCUCUGCUAAAGAAGCUGGGGAAAAAUGCUUAUCCCUUUUUCUUUACAUUUCCAGAUUACCUGCCUUGCUCGGUCUGUCUGCAGCCUGCACCUCGUGAUAUCGAUAAGACCUGUGGGGUGGACUUUGAGGUGAAAGCUUUCUCAACAGAGAAUGUGGAAGAGAGAGUUCAUAAGAGGAACUCUGCUCGUCUGCUGAUCCGUAAGGUGCAGUACGCUCCGGAGGAGCUGGGACCACAGCCUUGUGCAGAGACCACCUGGCAGUUCUUCAUGUCCAACAAGCCCCUCCACCUGAAAGCUUCCCUCAGCAAAGAGGUGUACUACCAUGGCGAGCCCAUUCCAGUCACUGUCACCGUCAACAACAACACAGAGAAAACAGUGAAGAAAAUCAAAGUCCAGGUGGAGCAGAUUGCCAAUGUGGUGCUCUACUCCAGUGACUACUAUACCAAAGUGGUGGCUACUGAGGAAGCACAGGAAAAGGUGCAGCCCAACAGCAGCCUGACCAAGACACUGACACUUCUGCCCUUGCUUGCAAAUAACCGGGACGUACGGGAAAUAGCUCUGGAUGGAAAACUAAAGGAUGAGGACACCAACUUGGCUUCUAGUACCAUCAUUAAGGAUGGAAUUGACAAGACAGUGAUGGGGAUCCUGGUUUCCUACAAGGUCAAAGUGAAGCUCACUGUUCCAGGCAUGCUGGGAGACCUCACCUCCAGUGAAGUGGGCACAGAGCUGCCGUUCCGUCUCAUGCACCCCAAACCUGCGGAAAGGAGCCCAGCAGUGAAGCAGAGCUGGUAUUCGAGGAGUUUGCUCGUCAACAGCUAAAAAAUACACCUGAUGAAGAGGACAAGAAUUUGCCCUCAACUGAGGAGUGACUAAAAGAAUAAGCUGCCAGAGGAGCUGCAUAGUUGGACUUCAAUUAGAAAUUUAGGACCUUAAGUUUGUAGUGAACUGCAUGUUCCCAGUGCACAUGUGGUCAUGCAGGGAUCAGCCCUGAGAUCAGUGGACACAACAUUAUGGAUCUCUACUGCUUAUUACAAGUUUCACCUCUGGGAGAAUGUGGCAAACACAGACCCUGGUGCUUCCUCGAGCUACCAGAGGGGGACAGGAAGGCUGCCAUGUCAUGACUUCAGCUUUCAGGGCUGCCUAAUAAAAAGGUUGGUUGCUUUCAGCACUGGCGAGAGUUAAAUGAGGGUUUGUGCAGCCUGCCUGGACUUCCUCAGUGUCAGAAUCUGUGACUUGGAAGUGCCAGUGACCCAAAUCCCAGCCUGGAAGGCUGGCUUGCAGCCCUGAGUGAAACUUCAUUGACCACAGUGUACAAAACUGAUUUUAUUUCUUUUUGGUUGCUUUUGCUUUUAUGCUUUACCACAUUCAUCCAGUGCGUGAUUUCAGUGCUUGGACUGUCCCCGUGUGGAUAACAUUCCUAUUCUGUACUAUUAAAUGUCCUGCAAGUUGUCUCCCUCUGCAGAUAUAAGGCUGAUACACAGUAUUUGCUUUCUAGCAAUAUGCUGUACAACCACAUUGUUAAAGAUGAGAUAAAUGUUCACUGUCCGGGAAUCCCUUAACAAAGCUCCCUGUAUGCAACCCCAAAGAGAGAACUGCCAGUCCAGACUGAUCCUGUAUUUAAUAGAGUUUCCUGCAGGCAACACUGCUUCAAAAGAGAGUGCAGGAAAAUUAAGGAGGAAAUUAUGAGGCAGCCUUCCCUGAGGAGCCUUUUCCAAAAUGCAUCUGCCCGAGGUUGGUUUAUGCUCUAAGAAAUGAGACUGUAUUCUGCAAACUGUUCUCUCUUGUUGAUCUGGAUAUUCACAUUAUUCAUGUAAAUGUCUGAUCCCUUCCUGAAUCUCACUUAGGUUUUAGCUGAAGUGAGUUGCAUCAGCUAAUUACAUUUUGCAUGUAAAACAACUGGUGUUUUCUUUUUCUCAUUUUUGCUUUAAAUCUGCUUUUCGGUGUCCCUGGUUUAAAUUCUCCUGAAAAGUCUGAAUGCAGGGCCUAAAUUUAUUAAUCCAGACUUCUCUUUCCCGCCCUACGCACCAGAAAGUGGAAUGGUUACGAGCCCAGCUUUUACAGGUGGUCCAAAUGCUUUACAUGGGGCCUCCAGCACAAAGAGUUUGGGUUAAAAGUAAAGCCUUCUCCUCUUUUGCUUUCGUAAACUGCUCUUGCUGGAAGCGGUGAAUGAAGACCAUGGCUGUCUUCGGGGUCGCAUCAGAGAUUUCAGCUUUGUGUUUGGGGGUCAGUCAGGCAUUUGCACCUGGAUGUCUAGGGAGGCUUUUCCCUGGUAUUUUUAUUACUAAUUUCUUGGCAGCUCAAAUAGAACAUACAGAAGAUACGGUAAGGUUGAACAAAUUGCUGGUUGUGAAUAUGCUGGUCUCGGAGAGCUGGUGUUCAGAAAAUCCUUUGAAGAUGCUAAGAGAAGGAGGGGGAACAGUCUUCCAGUUUUGCUUCAAACUGCAGCUUCCUCCACACAGGUGAUUCCUUCAGUGUUCCUGGCUACUGGACCUGUAAGUACAGGACUAGCAAACUCAGAGAUCUGAUGCAUUUUUUUUUCUUCUUAUAUGUCAACCUUGAGAGGGACCUCUGUCACUACCUGACUGUUAUCUCAAAUUCAGCUGUGAUGAUGACUUCUGUAAGUUAAGUGUGACAAAAUCACAGUGCACUCUGCUGUGCAAUGGGCUGGGGUCGAAAUGGCUAUUAAAUCUGUUCUUUUGCUUGGGCA
Molecule: messenger RNA, 3306 nt
Organism: Myiozetetes cayanensis
Lineage: Eukaryota; Metazoa; Chordata; Aves; Passeriformes; Tyrannidae
Gene: SAG
Product: S-antigen visual arrestin
Exons: 14
Coding region: 279-1418 (379 amino acids)
Biological process (GO): signal transduction; G protein-coupled receptor internalization
Cellular component (GO): photoreceptor inner segment; photoreceptor outer segment
Molecular function (GO): G protein-coupled receptor binding
Source: RefSeq, a predicted model, not a curated record